Penaeus chinensis is the source of this 2082-nucleotide messenger RNA. RefSeq lists its product as uncharacterized. The coding region runs from base 716 to 1138 and encodes 140 amino acids. The record is from RefSeq and is a predicted model, not a curated record. Lineage: Eukaryota; Metazoa; Arthropoda; Malacostraca; Decapoda; Penaeidae. The transcript has 4 exons.
ACAUAUUGAUACAUAGAAAAUUAUACAUAAACCCAUUGGUUCUGGGUGAGCAAUACGUCUCAUGAUGAAAAUCUUUGCCUGAGGGCCGGGGUGAUGGGGAUGUCUCAACGUGUGAUAUUGAUGCUGAGUAGCAGGAGACAGGGACAUCGUGCCAUGAGUGCGCAGAGCUUUAGGAAGGAGAUUGGACUCAGAGGGCCUUUAGAGAGGGUUUUUUCUUUAUUUCCAUGGAGCCACGAAGCGCUGGAUCCAAUGGAUUAAGUGACAUUGAGUUUUAAGAUGUUGCCAGUUUUUCAGCUAGUUGAGUAUAUUUGAGUUUGUAGUAAUAUAGAACAUUUUUAUUUAUAUAUAUAUUUUUUUGAUUUGUAAAUAUCCUUUAUCUUUGGUAUUAGUGAAUUUGCUUAUACAGCUUGGGGUAAUAUUUUCAUGUUUUGUAUCCAGUAUAGAUAAGGGGUAUAAUGAUCUCAGAAAUCUGAAUGUGGGUGUUUCCUCUGAACAUCGUAAGAAAAUAAUCUUGAACUUUUAGGGGUCUCUCACACAAUUCAUAUAUAGUUUCAGAUAAGAGAAGAAAAGUUCAGAAUGUAAUUUCACCUUUUUUUUUCUUUUCUCUUAGAAAAAGUGAACCAUCCUGCUGUACAAGCUUUAGCCAAACAGCUGGACCUUUGGGUUUAUUAAACUUGUGGCUUUUCCUGCUGCGGACACUCCUGGUGUCAAUGCUAUGACUGCAGCAGAGAUCACGACAGGGAUGCCCCAAGGGUCAACCAGCACACCGGGUCGGGCUUUCAUCAACAGCAGCUUAGUGGCGUUAAGUGGAGACCCCACACCUAAUGAUGUGACAGCACCUGAUGCUGCCAAAGACUUCACGGGCAACCUCAUGGACACUGCAGUGCCUGGUGAAGAUUUUGACCCGGCUGGGACUUCCAUUCCUCAAGUCAUUAGUUUUGAUGAUGUGGCUAGCAUUGUGCAUGAGAGGAGCGAAGGGCAGGAUCAUCGGAGAGAGGGCAUGACACUGCCUCUAGGUGGUCCAGCUGUUGAUCAGUGGCAUCUGCUGGAGUGCCACUUUGGUUUGCCCCUGUUUGAUGCUUCUCUCAACCAGCAAGUCUCCCAGAAGAUCAUCUUGCAUCAGCUUUUUAGCUCAUAGAGCAUUGAAAAAUUCAGUGAAUCCAACACCAGAUUAAUUCACAGCUUAAGGAACUUUAUCAGUGGAAAUAAGGCACAAGGUGUAUGUACAGAGGUGCAGCAGAGGGGAGGCUGCCGUGAAGGUGCUUCCAACUUGCCCCUACCCACCACACCCCUGCUCUUCUGUGGAGGUUCUUUAGCCCCUUGGGAGGGUUCCUGAUAAUAAAAAUGCAAGAGGAAUUAGCACAUUUGGAGAUAAGUAUGCAUGAGUUUGUGGAAAGAAUGUGUGAUUGGAAGCAGGUUUGCCUGGAUAACAUGAAUGUAUUAAUGAAGAGGCAUAUUAUCUAACUAAGGCCAAGUGUGACGUGUGGAGAUUGGAUUUAAAUGAGUCAUUUGACAGUACGAGUAAUGAAAUAACCGUGACUACAAGGUAGAAAUCUAUAUUUUUCUCCCCUUGGGCUAUAUAUACUGUAGUGCAUCCUGUAAACCUGCAACUUAGAUUCUAAUAAAGGUGUAAGAGUUCUUAGAUAACAGAUGUGAAUCUGCAAGACACUGUAAAUUAUGGCAACAAGUCAUAUCAAGAGUACUGUGCAAACUUUUGGAUAAAAGCUUAAUGUGUAUGCAUUAUUAUCAGUGUUAUUAUUUAAAGUGAUAUUUAGGUGUGUGAUCAUAUGUACAUUCCAACAGGCUUUUGUUUAUAUCUGUUCACAUGUACAGCAUACAUGUAUACAAUGCUAUAGAGUUAUAUUCAUCAUAAUGGCAAAACAUAAUAAAAAAAAAAGUUACAGAAUGCAUCACACAUAAAAAGUAUAGUCAUGGCCACUCUCAUGUACACAUCCAUAUACAUUAUCUCAUUUAUUCUCUCUGUUUUUGCUCUUGCUGCCUCUUGCUCUAUCUUUCUCUCAGUCACUCUUGCUUUUAGAAAUUCUUUCCUGUAUGCAUUCGAAGCAUGUAUAUAUGUAUACA